Rhodofomes roseus is the source of this 1062-nucleotide messenger RNA. RefSeq lists its product as uncharacterized. The coding region runs from base 103 to 861 and encodes 252 amino acids. Lineage: Eukaryota; Fungi; Basidiomycota; Agaricomycetes; Polyporales; Fomitopsidaceae. The transcript has 3 exons. The record is from RefSeq and is a predicted model, not a curated record.
UCAUGUCUGCUCUGCUGCUGCAUCCCCGUCGAGACUUCUUCUCUGCAUUGACAUAUCACCCGCCAUCAGACCACUGCAGAUUGUGGUCCGCCCGCCUCGUCGAUGCCGAUAGGAUUUCCUCCGCCCUCCGCCCUACGGGGAUCGGUGGCAGAAGCAUCGUUUUCCUUAGGGCCACCGAGGCAUGCAUCCGACCGCAAGCGCAGUCAAGCUGUGAUUUCUGUGGUACGGGCGCGGUGGUCCUGUUGGGCCCGGCUUACCAAUAUAGGCAGCUCUCAAGCUCAGAAGGCCACACGUAGGUCAAUGCCCUCCCAUUCUAUGGACAGCCUUGGGGCAGUCAUCACUGACUGUGACUCGACCCUGUGGCAAAUCAUUCGUAUCAGGGUGCGUGGUGAUAUAGAUUAUGGUCCAUCUCUGCAGGCCGACUGGCUGUAUCACACGAGUGCGCGCCCGCCACAAAUCUGCCAAAUAUGGCAGAACCCUGGGAGUGUGGCGUGUCACGAGUUGGCAGCACGGUUGCAAAGCCUGAUUCUAGUGGUGAAGGAGAGGGUGCGAUGUCAACAACGAGCCGUGAACGAGGCUGGCUUGUUCGUCGUGUGUAUGGUGCCCGGGAGCGCAUUGUUGCACUACUCGCUAGUGAUAUGCGUCCACAUCGUGCUUCCCCUGCGGGUGGGCCAACCUUGUCAAGUCCGCCUUGGCUGCGUAGGCCUUGCACCCCGGAGUCUGUUUCGCCAUCCGUCGCACACGUUCCUGCAAUUCACGAGCUUCCGAUGGCAAUCUUGCAACGCCAAUACGCCUGGAAUCAACGUGGCGGGCUGUGAGGUGGUACUGCAGUGGGGCCUGAAGCUGGCUCGUCUCAGCUGAGUGCAGGCAUACAAGCCGACGGUCGAUGCCGGGCUCAGGGAAGGGCUUGCGACACUGAAAACCUACGCUCGUGCCGUUUCUAUGCGUCGGAACUUCUCAAUGACUGUGGGGUCGCGCUCAUCGUCGGUCGCGGUUGACAUACAUUAGACGCCCAGCGACCACCACCACAAGCUUCGACUCCGCGAUGACAUUGACAUGACA